GGCGAGCCCAGAGCAGAGCACACAGCCCCUCCAGCGCCCGCACCCCUUCAGGCUGGAGAGAAGAUCAAACCAUGGGGCGGAAGACCCUGGCCCUCAGCUGGGCGGGUGCUGCCGUCCUGGUGCUACAGACGUUGGCCGCGGCAGAGGGCUCCCCACGGACCCCCGGCAACAAGGGCAGGGUGUUUGCGGACCUGAGCGCCCAAGAGCUGAAGGCCGUGCACAGCUUCCUUUGGUCCCAGAAGGAGCUGAGGCUGCAGCCAUCCAGCACAUUGACCAUGGCCAAGAACUCCGUGUUCCUCAUUGAGAUGUUGCUGCCCAAGAAGCAACACGUGCUGAAAUUUCUGGAUAAAGGCCACCGGCCUCCCGUUCGGGAAGCACGCGCUGUCAUCUUCUUCGGAGCCCAGGAGCGUCCCAACAUCACCGAGUUUGCUGUGGGACCACUGCCCAGGCCCCAUUACAUGCGACACCUGCCCCACAAGCCCGGGCACCAGGCCUCCUGGGCCUCCAGGCCCAUCUCCAAGGCAGAGUAUACCCUCCUGAGCCACACCCUGGAGGAGGCCAGCAAGCCCCUGCACCAGUUUUUCCGUCGCACCACGGGCUUCAUGUUUGGACACUGCCACGAGCGGUGCCUGACGUUCACAGACGUGGCGCCCCGUGGCUUGGCCUCCGGCCAGCGCCGCUCUUGGUUCAUCUUGCAGCGCCAUAUGGAAGGCUACUUCUUGCACCCCACUGGGCUGGAGCUCCUGGUGGAUCAUGCGAGCACGAACCCCCAAGACUGGACGGUGGAGCAGGUCUGGUACAACGGGAAGUUCUACCGCAGCCCCGCAGAGCUGGCUCAGAAGUAUGACGACGGAGAGGUGGAUGCGGUAGUCCUGGAAGACCCGCUCGCCAAGGACAAGGAUGGAGAGAGCCUACCAGAGGCAGCCCUCUUCUCCUUCUACCAGCCACGUGGGGACUUCGCCAUCACCAUGAACGGCCCCCGCCUGGUGCAGCCCGAGGGCCCCCGCUAUAGCCUGGAGGGCAACACCGUGCUCUAUGGGGGCUGGAGCUUCACCUUCCGGCUGCGCUCGUCCUCGGGGCUGCAGGUCCUGGACGUGCACUUCGGAGGUGAGCGUAUAGCCUACGAGGUGAGCGUGCAGGAGGCCGUGGCGCUGUACGGAGGACACACACCCGCAGGCAUGCAGACCAAGUACAUGGACGUCGGCUGGGGCUUGGGCAGCGUCACUCAUGAGCUGGCCCCUGGCGUCGACUGCCCGGAGACGGCCACCUUCCUGGAUGCCCUCCACUACUACGACGCCGACGGUCCUGUCCUCUACCCCCGCGCCCUCUGUCUCUUCGAGAUGCCCACGGGGGUGCCCAUCCGGCGGCACUUUAACUCCAACUUCAGCGACGGCUUCAACUUCUAUGCAGGCCUCAAGGGCCAGGUGCUGGUGCUGAGGACCACUUCAACGGUCUACAAUUAUGACUAUAUCUGGGACUUCAUCUUCUACCCCAAUGGGGUGAUGGAGGCCAAGAUGCACGCCACCGGCUAUGUCCACGCCACCUUCUACACCCCCGAGGGGCUGCGCCAUGGGACCCGCCUGCACACACACCUGAUCGGCAACAUGCACACCCACCUAGUGCAUUACCGCGUUGACCUGGACGUGGCAGGCACCAAGAAUAGCUUCCAGACCCUGCAGAUGAAGCUAGAAAACACCACCAACCCCUGGAGCCCGAGACACCGCCUGGUCCAGCCGGCUCUCCAGGAGACAAGGUACUCCCGGGAGCGCCAGGCGGCCUUCAGCUUCAGACAGACUCUGCCCAAGUACCUGCUGUUUACCAGCCCCCAGGAGAACCCCUGGGGCCACAAGCGCAGCUACCGACUGCAGAUCCACUCCAUGGCUGACCAAGUGCUGCCCCCGGGCUGGCAGGAGGAGCGGGCUGUCACCUGGGCCAGGUAUCCCCUGGCAGUGACCAAAUACCGGGAGUCUGAGCUACGCAGCAGCAGCAUCUACAACCAGAACGACCCCUGGGACCCACCUGUGGUCUUUGAGGAGUUUCUGCGCAACAACGAGAACAUUGAAGACGAGGACCUGGUGGCCUGGGUCACAGUGGGCUUCCUGCACAUCCCCCACGCAGAGGACAUCCCCAACACAGCCACGCCCGGGAACUCCGUGGGCUUCCUGCUCAGGCCCUUCAACUUCUUCCCAGAGGACCCGUCCCUGGCGUCCAGAGACCUUGUGGUCGUGUGGCCUCUGGAAAAUGGCUCCACCUAUGUCCAGCACUGGAUCCCUGAGGAGGACGGGGGCUGCUUGAUGCCUCCCCCUUUUAGCUACAAUGGAACCUACAGGCCUGUUUGAAGGCCCCCUCCCCCCACUAACUCCCACCUGAAGCCCGCGUGCCCCCCCUACCCCAGGCACAGACAGUAAACCCCCUCAGGGCUCAGCUCCUAUGCUGCUUCCUGCAGAAGGCAUAGCAGAUGAGGCCAUACACCAGGCCGGGCGUGUGGGACACACACAGAUGAGAAACACAAGGCCUUGGCCUCCACCCCAGAGAAGACCUCCAUCACUAAGGCAAGGACACUCACGGAAAUACUAGGUUGACCUAUCAGAUCAGUUUAGAGAAUCUGAGGCUGACGGCUCCCUCUUGGGGGUCUGUGGGGGACCCUUCUGGGUGGCUGAUAGGCAUGCAAAGUAGUGCAACCACAGGAAGACACUACGGAAAAAUCGAGCGAAAUUGCAAACACCUUUACCCUCUGACACACUGAUCCAACUUCUCGGAGUUAUCCUGGAGAUCUACCUACAAACACGGGAGAAAUAGAUGUACACGGUAAUUCACUGCAGUACUGUUUGUACUGGCAAAGUCUGGAAACGACCCAAACAUCCUUCUACAGGAGAGAGCCUAUAGAUCUGAAUAAACCAUGGAGUGCCCACACAGUGCAAUUUUAGGCGAUUGGAAAAGAAACCAAUGAACAGGGACAUUCUCUAUACUGAUGGGGAAAGAUCUUCAGGAUAUACUAAGUAAGAAAACAGGUAUAGAACAAUAUAUAGAUAGCAUGCUAAUCUUCGUGUAAGAGAGGAAUGUACGUAUUCAUAAAAACCCUAGAAAAAUACACAUGAUUCUAAUAUAAA
This is a messenger RNA of Eubalaena glacialis (North Atlantic right whale), 3110 nucleotides long. It is a transcript of the gene AOC1, whose product is annotated as amine oxidase copper containing 1. The record is from RefSeq and is a predicted model, not a curated record. Bases 72 to 2339 code for a protein of 755 amino acids. Gene Ontology annotation, cellular component: plasma membrane. Gene Ontology annotation, biological process: amine metabolic process; response to antibiotic. The transcript has 6 exons. Gene Ontology annotation, molecular function: diamine oxidase activity; copper ion binding; primary methylamine oxidase activity. Lineage: Eukaryota; Metazoa; Chordata; Mammalia; Artiodactyla; Balaenidae.